UUGUUUGUUGUAAACUCUGGGUGGUAUAAAGCCUGGAGAAACCCAUGUGUAUGAGCAGUUUCCUCAGUGGCAAGAGCUUCAAGGAUACUAAAAGCAUUUCCACAAUUAUGGAUUCAUCUGACAUCCAAAGGCACAAAGUAGCAGUCAUUGGUGGUGGCCUGGUUGGAUCCUUAAAUGCAUGCUUUCUCGCAAAAAGAAAUUUCCAAGUUGAUGUAUAUGAAACUCGGGAAGAUAUCCGUGUGGCUAAAUUUGCACGUGGAAGAAGCAUUAACUUGGCCCUUUCUUAUAGAGGACGGCAAGCCUUGAAAGCCAUUGGCCUAGAAGAUCAGAUUGUAUCCCAUGGUAUUCCCAUGAGAGCAAGAAUGAUUCAUUCUCCUUCAGGAAAAAAGUCUGCAAUUCCCUAUGGGACUAAGUCACAGUAUAUUCUUUCCAUAAGUAGAGAAAAUCUUAACAAGGAUCUAUUAAAUGCUGUUGAGAAAUUUCCCAAUGCAAAAUUGCACUUUGGUCAUCGGCUGUUGAAAUGUAAUCCUGAGGAAGGAAUGAUCACAGUGCUUGGAUCUGACAAUGGUCCCAAAGAUGUUACUUAUGACCUCAUCAUAGGAUGUGAUGGAGCUUAUUCAACUGUCCGAACUCAUCUUAUGAAGAAACCUCGUUUUGAUUAUAGUCAACAAUACAUUCCACAUGGAUACAUGGAAUUGACUAUUCCCCCUAGGAAUGGUGAUUACGCCAUGGAACCUAAUUAUCUGCAUAUUUGGCCUAGAAAUACCUUUAUGAUGAUUGCACUUCCUAACAAGAAUAAAUCUUUCACAUGUACUUUGUUCAUGCCCUUUGAAGAUUUUGAGAAACUGAUAACUGGUAGUGAUGUGCUGAAGUUCUUCCAGAAGUAUUUUCUAGAUGCCAUUCCUCUUAUGGGAGAGCAAAACCUGACACAAGAUUUCUUUCUGUUGCCUGCCCAGCCCAUGAUAACUGUAAAGUGCUCUUCUUUUCACUUUAAAUCACAUUGUGUGCUAAUGGGAGAUGCAGCUCAUGCCAUAGUGCCCUUUUUUGGGCAAGGAAUGAAUGCAGGUUUUGAAGAUUGCUUGGUCUUUGAUGAAUUAAUGGAUAAAUUCAAUAAUGACCUUAGUAUGUGUCUUCCUGAAUUUUCAAGAGUUAGGAUUCCAGAUGACCAUGCAAUUUCAGACCUAUCUAUGUACAAUUAUGUAGAGAUGCGAGCACAUGUGAAUUCAAGGUGGUUCAUCUUCCAAAAGAACAUUGAGAGAUUUCUUCAUGCUCUUAUGCCCUCUACAUUUAUACCUCUCUACACCAUGGUGACUUUUUCCAGAAUAAGAUACCAUGAGGCAGUGCUGCGCUGGCAUUGGCAAAAAAGGGUAAUAAACAAAGGAUUACUUUUCUUUGGGAUUCUGGUAGCCAUCAGUAGUACAUACCUUCUAGUGCGCACCAUGUCACCAAGAUACCUGGACUACUUGAGAAGACCGUGGGACUGGAUCACUUACACCCGUAACACAGGACACAUUUCUCUGCAAACUCCAUGGAGUUAACUGAAACAAAUUUCUGGUAUCAUCGUUAGCAGAUGAUACAAAAGUCCUGGAGAAUUAAAUACUUGAUUUCUCUGUAACACAAACUAAGAAUUGACCAUGUUUCCAUCAUCAUAAUUAACUAAUAGAAGAUUUUAUCAACUAAUAAUUAAAUUCAUUGUGAAAUUC
Messenger RNA from Erinaceus europaeus (western European hedgehog), 1703 nucleotides. RefSeq names its product kynurenine 3-monooxygenase (gene KMO). Lineage: Eukaryota; Metazoa; Chordata; Mammalia; Eulipotyphla; Erinaceidae. Gene Ontology annotation, biological process: quinolinate biosynthetic process; L-tryptophan catabolic process; NAD+ metabolic process. Bases 45 to 1538 code for a protein of 497 amino acids. The record is from RefSeq and is a predicted model, not a curated record. Gene Ontology annotation, cellular component: mitochondrial outer membrane. Gene Ontology annotation, molecular function: FAD binding; NAD(P)H oxidase H2O2-forming activity; kynurenine 3-monooxygenase activity. The transcript has 15 exons.